Molecule: messenger RNA, 1167 nt
Organism: Candidula unifasciata
Lineage: Eukaryota; Metazoa; Mollusca; Gastropoda; Stylommatophora; Geomitridae
Source: the annotation of a GenBank genome assembly
AUGACCAACUCAUAUCCUGACGUUGACUCCACAGCGAUCCCUGCAGACUUCUUUGCACACAAUAUAAACAUGACUAAUAAUUAUUCAUCCCUGAAAUAUUUGCUGACGUCAUCGAUGGGCAAUACUAGCGACGUGAAGGUGACGGUCCAAGACAACAGGCUUUUUCUCACCAGGUUCAUCGUUCAGAAGUUGUGUGUGCCCCUGAUUGUGUUUGUGGGCAUUAUUGGAAACUCCAUGAGCCUGGUCGUAUUGACGAGAAAGUGUAUGAAGUCCUCAACCAAUUCCUACCUGACUGCCUUAGCGUUGUUUGAUCUUCUGUACCUGGUGUUUAGUUUUACACUGAGUCUCAACCAUUAUCAGUUCUUCUCAAAAUCAUUCUCCUACGUCCACUGGUUUCCUGUAGCUCGUGUGUUUACUGACAUGUUUGCCAAUGUGUCCGUCAUAUUGACGGUAACGUUUACAGUCGAGAGAUAUAUUGGAGUGUGUCAUCCCAUGAAAGGGCGCAUAAUCUGCACAUCCCAGAGAGCCAAGUACAUCACAGCUAUAGUAUCAACAUUAGCCAUUUUGUGUACUGUGCCAGAAUUCUGGGAAAUGGAAGUUGUCGCUGUGUACACAAACCUGGCUGGCAGACCCAGCUAUGAGAUCGGCUACUACUGGUUCCUGGUGUCCAUGUUCACCCUGUUGCCGCUGAUCCUCCUGUGUGUCUUCAACGGAGUGCUCAUCCGUACAGUCGUCAAAGCUGCCCAGCUGAGGAGAGAGAUGACACUGAUAGCACCUGUCAGGUACAUCGGACGUAAUCAUUCCGGAGAACAGCAGAAGAUCACAAAGAUGUUGAUUACUGUGGUUCUUGCAUUCAUCGUCUGCCAGCUUCCUGGAGCUCUCCUGCUUCUGGUCAAAACGUAUGAUGCAUGGGCUGGAGUACAGCUGUCUAUAGAGAAAAAGACACAUCUCAAAAUCGCAGGAAACAUCACCAACUUGCUGAUCCAGGCAAACGCUUCCAUCAACUUCAUCCUCUACUCCGCCAUCAGCACCAAGUUCAGGCGCGUGUUCUACCACAUCAUGUGCAGGAGGAGGUGUUUAUGCCAGAGUCAGGACAUAGCCCAGGCAGCGUUCUCCAGAACUGAUGGCGUACAGAUGUCUUCAUUCUAUGGUAAAGUGCUAUUAUAA